This is a messenger RNA of Cherax quadricarinatus, 2296 nucleotides long. The record is from RefSeq and is a predicted model, not a curated record. Lineage: Eukaryota; Metazoa; Arthropoda; Malacostraca; Decapoda; Parastacidae.
UUUCAGAGCCUGGCGGAGGAGACUGGAGGACGUGUGCUGGAAGUAUUUGAUCAGAGGUUUAACGUAAGUCAGCAGUCACUGAGUGUCCAGCACACUGUUGUACAACACCUGCGUACCAUCCAGGACAACAUCCUCCGCUACACCUCCUACAUCCCUAAACUCCAAGUGACACAACAACAGCUGCUCUCCAACCCAGCCACCAUCGAGUUUCUUCUUGCUAACGACACAGAAGCAUCAAGUCUCUUCCUGUACUCCCACUGUCAAAGUUCAUACAUUGAAAUCAACAACAAACCUGUGCCUGGUGCAAUAAAUAUCACCACUACAUCAUCCAUGAUGCUACUCUCAAACCUACAGAGGGGCAGGAACCUAUUGAAGUUGUUUUGCGGUGGGUUCAGAAACAGCUGGCAGAGGUGUUUGUGCAGCCAUGGAAGAGAAACCAUCUGCAGUUGGAGUUCUGGGCCUCACACGACUCAGAUUCCUCGACCUACCAAACCUCAAGAUCAUGUGUCCUAUUCGUCAAGCAAUGGAGUAUCGUGUUGUUUUGAGAGUGAUGAUGGUGAUAAGUGGAUGCUGUGGAAUACUGCCAUCUCAUGUUGUGGUGGUGGGUGGCAGUGUGCCCCAAGUGUGGUGUCGCCACUUUUAUGUGACCAGCUUGUGAACUUACCGCGUGAGGGAGAAGAGGACACCCGCCAUGCUGGAAGGCAAGAUUCCAACGUGGACCUCUGUACAGUCCUACUGCAGAUACUUCACAUCUUCUCGUCCUACGGACACUUCCCAAAGAUGAUUGUCCUUUCUCACGCUGAAACAGCUGGCAGAGGUGUUUGUGCAGCCAUGGAAGAGAAACCAUCUGCAGUUGGAGUUCUGGGCCUCACACGACUCAGAUUCCUCGACCUACCAAACCUCAAGAUCAUGUGUCCUAUUCGUCAAGGUAACACAGGACAGCAGGCUGAUAGUGGGUGCCCAGGUGGUGGUCGUGUUCCUGGUGGGGAAACGACAAGUAUGAACUUCCAAUCUAGCCGAAGGGAGGAGGAACGUCAAGGUCCUGACGUGACAGGAGGGGAUGGAGUAUACUCCAGGUACUUGGUUUACGUCCCCAGUGGUAGAAGUGCCUACACCCUUCAGGUCAACGUCUCCUCUACAUCCUCCUCCAAGAUCGUGGGUACCACCAGCAACACUAAACCAGGUCACUACUCUCCCUAUUUUCAUAGCAUUGACGGGGAAGUCCAUCUUGGAGUAUGCAGCACCAGUGUAGAACCCGUAUCUGGUAAAGACUUUCAAGAAGUUGAAAAAGGUGCAAAGGUUUGCAGCAAGUCUGCUCAGCAACACAGCCGGGUGCAUGCACUCGCAUCUCCGGCAAUGGAGUAUCGUGUGUUUUGGAGUGAUGAUGGUGAUAAGUGGAUGCUGGUGGAUACUGCCAUCUAUGUUGUGGUGGAGGGUGGCAGUGUGGCCCAAGUGAUGGUGUCGCCACUUUUAUGUGACCAGCUAGUGCACUACCGCGUGAGGGCGAGAGACACCCGCAUGCAGGAAGGCCAAGAUUCCAACGUGGCCUCUGUUCAGUCCUCCUGCAGCUCCCUCACAACUUUCGUCCCAACGGACUCUCCCACAGAUGAUUGUCCUUCUCACGCUGGUGCUAUAUGUGGAGCAUUCUUCGGGGGACUAGUAACUGGUGUUCUCAUUGCAGCCUUGGCUUACUUCCUCUACUUUAGGUUCUGUAAGACAUCAGACAAGGCUUUGCCAACCAGUAGCCACUUGAAGCAGAGCAAUGUACAAAAUAGUACUACCAACCGGCUAAAUACCUCCUACACAAACCCUGCUUUCUCGAAUGACUCCGGGAACUCACAUCGAAGCACACCUGAUCAGAAUCGAGCGUUGUCAUCCCUCCUCCUCCCCGAGAAUCCAUUCAGACUAGCUCUAGAGACAGAGGCUCGAGGAACCUUGCGAAGCCUGAAGCACAGGUCACCCAAACCAGAUCACCUUCAGGAACCACUCAGACAAAACCACUUUCCAUACAGAUCAAUCAGACCAGUAAUCCUAUAGUACAGGCCAAUCAGACUAGGCCUCUUUCAGCACAGAUUCCUCAACAUAGGCCUCCUGUAGAGAUCACUCAGCCUAGGCCUCUUGCAGCACAGAUCCCUCAACAUGGGCCUCCUGUAGAGAUCACUCAGCCUAGGCCUCCUUCAUCACAGAUCCUUCAACAUAGUCCUCCUGUAGAGAUCACUCAGCCUAGGCCUCCUUCAGCACAGAUCCCUCAACAUAGGCCUCCUGCAGAGAUCACUCGGGCCUAGGCCUCUUUCAG